Molecule: messenger RNA, 8348 nt
Organism: Ostrea edulis (European flat oyster)
Lineage: Eukaryota; Metazoa; Mollusca; Bivalvia; Ostreida; Ostreidae
Product: NACHT and WD repeat domain-containing protein 2-like
Exons: 10
Coding region: 654-5675 (1673 amino acids)
Molecular function (GO): ATP hydrolysis activity; protein binding
Source: RefSeq, a predicted model, not a curated record
UAGUGUAAACAACAUCGAAUGUUCCUUGAAGUAUUUUGCUUAUUAGUUUAUUUAUUUUUUUUAAUUUAUUUUUUUUUUACCGUGGGAUGAGUUUUGUCGUUUUUAUUACUUGAUUAAAACAUAUUCUUGUAUAUUUGAUUGAAUAAUGUACAUUUGUACCUAUGAUUCCAAUGUUGCUUCCAUUCGCAUAAAAGUUACAUAUAUAAGGUGCAGGGGCUGAUCCGUAAAAAAAUUUAAAUAGGGGAAGGGUUUCUACCAUUAAUAUUGGUUUUGAAAUGGGAGGAUAAGUUCCACCCUAAAAAAUUAAAAGCGUUAUUUUUACCCCUUUUCUAGCAAAAUUUUCUGACGAAAGGGUGCUAUGUAGUUCAAUGUGAUUAAAAAAUAUGUUAUAAUAACGUAAAAAUCCCAUCAUUUUAAAACACAAUUACAAUCUUGCCGGAAUAACAAAGCUUAUCGUAUCAACUUUAAUCAUUAGAAUUCACUCUUCAAUAAAGGAGGUACUGAUAGUAUUCACGUCAACAGCAAAACAAAACACAUGUAUAACAUGACAACUGACCAGAACUGUCAAUUGCUCUAGCUGUAUUUAUUUUUUUUACUGUAUCUGAAUAAUUGUCACUGUCAGGAAUAUCGAUGACACUAAUUGGACGGCUGCAAUGUCAGACAAACUGAAGAAGAGCAUCCUCCUGGGCUGUAUGAAUCAUCUCCCCACCCUGAAUUCAAGAGUCGUCCGGAUCUUCAUCAGUUCUACAUUUACAGACACCAGAGAAGAAAGAAAUAUUCUUAUUGAAGAAGUCUAUCCCAAACUUCAGUCCUAUUGCAAACAGAAUUAUGGGUUGGAAUUUCAGGUGGUGGACAUGAGAUGGGGAGUUCCUGAGGAGGCCUCAGAUGACCACUCCACUUCUGCCCUUUGUCUCGCCGAGGUCCUCAACUGUCAGAAGCUGUCCACAGGGCCAAAUUUUGUAACCUUUCUUAAUCAGCGUCAUGGAUACAGAGCUCUUCAGUCAGUGAUUGCACAGAAAGAGUUCACUCAGUUGAUGGAGAGUUUGAGAUCAAUGGGAGAGGAUUUGUCGUCAUUCAAUGUCUGGUACAAGGAGGAUGAAAACUCCAUUCCUCCAGUUUUUGUCCUCCAGCAGAUAAGCAGUGUCAUAUCAGAUUACAAACUAAAGGACCCUGAAGCAGUAAAGAAAUGGGAGAGAGUGGCUGAGGAAAUGCGGGAUAAAUUGAAGCGGGCAAGUCAACAUUCUCUUGCUGAAGGGAAGAUGACUGAAGCGGACAAACACAAGUACUUCAUGUCAGUGACUGAAGAUGAAAUACAGCAGGGGAUUCUGAAGUCACCCGGGAAUCCCGCAGAACACUGCCUUUGUUUUGUGAGGAUUAUUGAAGAUAUUUCCUACAAUCUGGGUCACUCCAAAGCUUGGCGGUACAUUGAUAUGUCUGGCAAUACAAUAAACCAGGAGGCACAGGAAUUACUGGACAAACUUAGAGAGGACCGACUCCCACAAUUCAUCAGUAAAGACAAAAUACAAAGGUCAGUGGUGAAGUGGAGUGAUAGAGGAGGAAUAAAUCGGGAGGACCACAGGGAUUAUCUGGAGGAGUUUGCCGGUCAGUUUUACGAAGGCAUCAAAAACCUGCUGGAUAGAUCGGUCUCCAUGGAGAGUGAACUGUCAAAAGACAACUUGUACAUCGAGGUGUUACAGCACCUGACCAUGGCUAAAGAACGAUGUGCCAUGUUUCAUGGUCGACAGGAAAUCCUGGACAAAAUUGCCAGUUAUUUGAGAGAGGGAAGCCCAGAACCUUUCACAAUCUAUGGCCCUUCUGGAAGUGGAAAAACCUCCAUCAUGGCUGAAGUUGCUAGAAGGGUGCCCUUUGAGUAUCACAAAGACGCUGUGGUAGUCCUGCGGUUCCUGGGAACUUCUCCAGACAGCAGCAAUCUACGUCGACUUCUUCGCAGCCUCUGCAGCCAGAUUUUGUACAACACCACGGGGGAUGCUGUCGAUGUCCCAGAAGAGUUUGAUGAAUUGGUGAUUUUGUUCCAGGGCCUGCUUGAUGAGUACAGGUCAGACAGACCACUGGUCAUUAUUCUGGACUCCCUGGACCAGUUAUCUGAAGACCAUGCUGCAUACAAACUCCGAUGGUUGCCAAGGAAACUAAAACAAAAUGUCCGCAUUGUGUUGUCCUCUUACAUAGAGACUUUGGAAUUAGUGACAAAUUUGAAAGUUCUGUUUAGCCCUAAGAGUUUCAUCAUUGUCCCAGUUUUAGGGGAAGAGUUAGGAUUUCAGAUUCUGAAGGUGUGGUUGGAAGGAAGCAACAGGACGCUAACUUCUGAACAGUUUGAAAUUGUCCAAAAGGCUUUCCAGGUUUGUAGUCUCCCUCUGUUUGUAAAACUUGUCUUUGAAAAUAUUCUGAUGUGGAAGUCGUACACCCCAGUAGAUAUGUGUAUCCUAAAAACAACCCUUCAAGAUAGUAUAUCCACAUUAUUUGCUCAGCUGGAGAAUAAACAUGGAAAGAUGUUUGUAGAGAGGUCAUUUGCUUAUCUCACAGCCUCAUCCUCAGGUCUCAGUGAACUGGAGUUGGAAGAUGUCAUGUCAAUAGACGAUGUACUGCUGACAGAAGUCUUCAAAUUCCAGCUCCCUCCAAUCAGGAGAAUCCCAUCACUACUCUGGGUCAGGUUAAAGUACGAUGUUCAGAAGUAUAUUGUGGACAAAGAGGUAGACGAGACUCGGGUAACGUUUUGGUACCAUAGGCAAUUCAUCGAAGCCAGUCAGGAGCGCUACCUGAAGGUCAAACGUUUUGCAGUGGAAAUUCAUUCCAACCUUGCAGAUUACUUCCUGGGCACAUGGUACAAUGUGCCAAAGCCAUUCAAAUAUACUCCAGAGCAAGCCAAAAAAUAUGGCAUGUCCUCGCUUGAUUCCGCAGCUGACAGAAAAAUAGCCGCUCAACCAGUCAAAUUUUUGUAUACAGACAAGCAAGGAAAAGAACAAGUCCGAUUCAACAAACGUAAAUUGAACAAACUACCAUUCCAUUUAGCAAAUUCAGACAGAGAGGCUGAACUCAAAGCUAUUUGCUUAUACAACUACCAUUUCCUUUUUGCCAAAAUCAAAGCUACCUCAGUCAUACAAGUCCUUGGUGAUUUUAUUUAUACCAACAGUACUAUAUCCAGUGCUUUAAAGAAAGUACUAAAGUCCUGUCAGUCUAGUCUCCAGAAGUACCCAGAAUCCCUUGCAUUUGAAGUGUCUGGACAUAUGUUGUCAUACCUGACUGACAAGAAAUCCAGUCCAGAGAAAAUGUUGGUUACAGAGUGUUUGGAAGUAUCAGAUGAUCAAAAGACCCCAGUCCCGUAUGUGACCUGUUACCAUGUUCCAAGUGAAGCAAUGCUGUAUAAGAUUGAAAAUCAAAAGUUGCCUUAUGGUUGCACAAAUACAGCAAUAUCUGAUGAUGGGAAUCAUCUUGUUGCUUUAGCUGAAAACAACCUGGUCUUUUUCUGGGAUUUGACCAUUGGAGAACUAGAAUGUGAACUACAAGUGUUUAAUCCAGAUGAAUGCAAGCUGAAUAUCAUGGGCUUUGAAAGCUGUGAAAAUGUGGUGUAUUUCUCUUCAGCAUAUCAAAAGACAAUGCAUCCUUUCAUCACGGUGAACACACAGACUUCAGAAAUUAAGAAAUCCCUGAUUCUUGGGAAGAACUACCCCUCUGUAGGAAUGGCUGAUUCUCUCAAAUAUGCCUUGGUGGAGCAGAAGAUAUAUAGCCUUCACAAAGGUCAUUCUGCAGAUGUGUUCUGCUCAGAGACGGGUCAGCAUGUACACAACUUUGGUAUUUUAGCUGAUGACAUGGUCAUAUCCCCUGACAAAAAACUGACAGUGUUCCAUUUGAAAUCCACAACUUUUGCUGCCUACAGUGUGAAGACUUUGGAUGAGCUUCACAGAUUCGAGGUGGCUGGACCUCCUCUUUCUUUCGUUUUCUCACCUACAACUCAUGAAGCCUUUGUUUUGUUGAAAAAUACAAGUCAAGUCCACAUGAUCAACAUUAACAAGGACGAUGGUACCGUGGGACAUGUUCUCAGUGAAAUCAAAUCUCCAGAUGGACAAAAAAUUCAAGCUGCCAUGAUGUCUUCUAGUGGUAAUUUCCUGGUUUUAAGGACAGAAGAAGGAAUUCUCCUUUGGAAUUACAAAUCAAAUAAACUUCACAAACGGUUCAGAAUUCCAGAUUCCAUUAAACCUGAGCACCGUGUUUUAGAUAUGUUCAGCCAUCUUCUUAAUGAUGACAAGACAUUGGUCGUAGGAUAUGAAGGUCACAUCAUUGUGUGGGACGUAGCAAAGGGUAGCACCAGGGCAUGUAUAGAGGCCAGCAAGUCAGUGCUGAGUUUCUUAGAAGUUAACAAUGCAAGGAAUCUGGCAUUUACCACCUCUAAAAGGAACAAUGCAAUCCAGGUGUGGAAACUGGAUGCCAUAGGAACAAUUGACUCAAAGUUUCGGCCAUUGACAAUGAAGUCCAGUCCAAGAUAUAUUGCUGUGUCAAAGACGGGUCAAACAGCAAUACUAGGUGGAUUUUCGGCCAAUGAUGUGUCCGUAUUGGACUUGGUCAAUGGUACAAUCAGGACACAAAUUUCAGAAUCUUUUGACACCAUGCGACCAGUGGUGACACCAGAUGGAGCUCAUGCUGUUCUACGAGAGUAUCUUUCAAAUAAUGCAAUCAGGAUAUGGAAUACAGAAACUGGAAACAUGGUGUGUUCACUUCCUGUUAGCAGUUUGGCUUUGAAACACUACAAAUGUUCCAAUACCCGCAUGUUGGUGAAAUGCCUAAAUGACAACUCGAGUUCUGAAUAUAGUUUCUGGGACAUCAAAUCAGGAAAGAAUCUACACACAUUUCAUGUUGACUAUGUUGAUAUUGGGGAAGUCAUUCUUGAGAUGACGCACUGUGAUGAGGAAAUUUUGAUUUCUAGAAACCAGAAAGGUGAAGAUGUAGGGACUUGUGAUCUGUUGCUUGUAAAUAUUUAUACUUUGGAGGAACUUGUUAUCGUGAAGGGUGUUCACGCCUCCAGGAUACAGCGUCUUGGAGAAGGUGGAUACUUAUUUCUCUUAGAGCUGGUGGACAGCCAGUUGCAAUAUCUUGCCAUCUUGGACACAAAGGCCAAAAAAGUGAUUAAAAAAGAGAAGGUUGACCCUAUGCCUAAUUCCUAUCUGAGUGUAGAUGGUGCUGGUUGCUAUGGAAUCGACAAGCUUUUGAAUCUGUAUGACUUGAAUUCCUUGAAACAUGUUUAUCAGUUUGAUGUUGAGGAAGCAGACGUUAUGUUAAAGAAUGUCAAAACCAGAGCUACAGCACCCAAAGUGAUGCCGAAUGGACGGACUGCGGUGUGGUUAAAUGUACGGGGAGGAUUACUGAAAGUGGGAAGUAUCAAGGAGAGAAAAGUUCAGAGUGUGUUUCCAGUACAUAGCAUCCCCAUCAGCUUAGAUGUGUCUUCUCAGGGGUUAAUCAUUGUAGGAUGUGAGGAUGGAAGAAUCAUGCUGCUGCAGGUGCCAGACUACUCAACAGAAUCCAAACACAGGAUCACUAUGAUGAUUCAUGAUAUUUCACAGAGAUUAAGUCUCCUCUCUAAGGGCAUGUACUCGGGACUAGGUAAAAAUAGUAACCAGAGAAAAGAACAUGGAAGUAAGACAUCUAGUGUGUGCGUGGUUGUGUAGUAUAGACUUGAGUCUAUUAUGGCAUGUGAUCAAUUUUGUUGUUACCAAUAUCAGUAUGGCAAGGUUCCUUUUUUGAUCAUCAUACUUUGUACAGUAAAACACAGUUACAGUGAAUAUGCUUGUAACAAAUUCACACUUACAGCAAAGUUCUUUUCAUUAUACCCCCUUCAAAGAAGAGGGGCAUAUUGCUCUGCACCCAUCGGUUGGUAGACCACAUGUUGUCUGCUCAAUAUCUUGAGAACCAUUCACUUGAUCGUAAUGAUAUUUGAUUUGUGGGUUAGUUGUGAGAAGAAGACGCUUUUUUAUUUUGAGGUCACAUAAUGACGUAAAGGGCGAGGGGUACCGAUUGAUGUUCCACUCUGGACAUAAGUAUUUUCUGCUCAAUUUAUGUUGAAUUGUUUUGGCACUACUAUCAAUUAUAUAAAACAUGUGUAUAACCCUUUUAAUUUUGCCCCAUGGGGGCAUACACAUUUCUAUAACAUUUCUUGUUCCCUUUUAUCUUUAAAAAACAUAAUUUUAAACUCAUUUAAUAUAACAAAUUACAUUUAUAAGAAAUCAGAAUUGUUUGUCCCCAGUCGCUACAAGCCCAGCUUAUAUACAUUGUAUUUAAUGGCGAUAGGGUCUGUUGAAGAUUUCACUCCACUGGUUUUAUGCCUCAGGAAAAUGGAGGAUGCAAAGUGUUUUUUAUCCAUGAUAUUAUAUUCAAUUAUUUGAUUGAUAUGUGUAAUGUACAUUGUACACAAUUCCAUAUUUAAAAAAAAAAAUUAACUCUAUGUCACAGAUGUAAUACUGCCCAAUGUUAAUGAAAAGUGAAGAAAACGAACAGUGACCAAUCUCAUAACUCGAUCAAUCCUAUAAACAAUACAAAAUAGAGAGUUGUGCAAACAAGGACCCCUGGAUAUACCAGAGAUUAUUUACAUGUAUUUAUACACUUUGUUUCAUUUCAUAUACAGUUUGGUAAUCGUUGCACUUGCGAGAAAUACCAUGGUAUGCAGAAUGCCAUGAUCAUGAUAAGGGCUCCGCAGAGUGCUCUUCCAAUGACCAUGACCAUUUACUGGUAACACCAAUGGUAACCAGAUCUUUAUGCAAGGUUUCAUUGCUGGUAAAAAUUGAUUGAUUCAUUGGUUGUAUAAGAAAUGAUUUCAAAGUUCUAUUUGGUGUGAUAGAAUUUGGUUUUGAGUUAUUAAUAUAUUUUGUCUUUGAUGGUGAAAGAGGCAUUAGCUGCCAGUCCUGUUUACCAGUUAUUACCAAAAAUGACAAAAACAUCUUUACAGUGCAUAAAAAUCACCGCUGACAUGUUAACAUUCAUGCAUAUUUUAAAUCGAGGCAGACUACUGACAAACAAGUUGAUGAUACAGGGGUUUCAACAGUCUCGUUUAAAGUCAGCAUUUCCCAAAAUUCUAUGGUCAUUAUAAUGAUCUAGUUUGCCAAUACAACCUGUACAUCUGACAUUAUUCAUACCGAUUGUUAGGCCGUUUUUAGCACACUGAUUUUGACUACGGAUAACUGUUUACCUGCAUGAUCAAGACAUAGGGCUCAUGGUGGGUGUGACCGGUCGACAGGGGAUGCUUACUCCUCCUAGGCACCUGAUCCCACCUCUGGUAUAUCCGUGUUUGUCCAGCUCUCUAUUUUGUAUUACUUAUAGAAGUUAUGAGAUUGAUCACUGUUCAUUAUCUUCACCUUUUUAGGAGUUAUGAGAUUGAUCACUGUUCGUUAUCUUCACCUUUAUAGGAGUUAUGAGAUUGAUCACUGUUCGUUAUCUUCACCUUUAUAGGAGUUAUGAGAUUGAUCACUGUUCGUUAUCUUCACCUUUCAUACAUCUUGUUAUCUUUUGUUGUGAUUUUGUGUUUACAUAGAAACAAUUAAAUGAUAGUAUAGAAUACGUGCAAUAUAUUGUAGAGAAUUUUAUUUACUCUGAGAUUUUUUUUUUAAUUAAUGAAUGUUCAUUUAACUGUUAUUUAUUGUAUGUAUUUAUAUUUAUUUUAUUUGUUUAGUGUAUUACGGUAAUAUUAUAUAAUGCACUAUAAAAUCUAUCAUUCCUAUUGAUAUCAGAGAUAUUUCCCUUUCAUUGUAUUUGAUGGUUCUCCCAUGGGGGUCAAGAAACUAAUGAUAGAAACUAACAAAGUUUGUCAAUGGUUAAAACUCAUUUAUUUUCAGAUUUCACAUAGCGUCAUAGCAAAUCUCAUGGAAGUUGGAUAUUAAUACUUGCAUAACGUCAAUACAAUUAGUUAUUUCAGCCACACCUCCAAGUACCAAAUGUUUGGUUGGUUUUGGAUUUUUCUGAGGUCCGGCCAUCAGCACACCUCUUAAUUCCUUGGGUAGAUACCAGUCUUUGCCUCCUGUCUUAUUCAUUUUAGUCCCUAUGGUAGUCAUUUCUAGUCUGAAUGUAUAGUGUCCAUUCUCAGGUCUUGUUCACGGGCACUGGAAGUUCCUUUUUUAUACAUGCACAUAAUAUAUAUUUACAUUAACUUCCAGUGCCUGUGGUUUUGUUAAAAACGUGUACGAUGUAAGACAUAUGUCGUCUUUAAUUGGAUCGACAGCAUUUUGGACCUUGCAUUUAUAUUGAUGAAUGAAGUCUGUGUUAGCACAUUAUCUUGUUUUACAUUUGUUAAUCAACUUAUUUAUAAAACUUUUCCCUGUUAAAUGUUACAGUAAUAAAUUUGUUAAAAGUUC